GGGGUGUAGCUGCCUUCGAGUUUUUAGCCUUUCAGAAGGGUUCCGGUUUCGAGUCUCCGAUGGUGCAUCUUUUUGGGACCCGGUGAUUGGCCACUAAGCAUGCGAUGGCUGUGCUGAAACUUGAAACAACACAUCAAGCCUUGGGUGCUGCUGCUUCGUUACAAGUAUGGCUGCCUUAAUCAUUGGGAUGACAAGCCUCUGCGGAGGGUGUCUUCUUGGCGGAGGCAUCUCAGCACUGUUGCUCGCAAUAUAUAGCAUGAGCUAUAUUAUCGCCCCGGCAGUGGGCAGAAUACAGAGGUCCUUCAGUCUCCAUAGAAUUCUGUUACUCCCACUUGCCUACAAAACCAGCCUUUUACGCCGGAUACGCAUAGCUCAGAUAAUGCUAGAACCACCUAUUGGUUCCUUCUGCAAGAGCUUCCUGAGAGGUAUGUGCGAUGGGCCAACUGGAGACAGGCGUGGAAACUAGCUAUAAGCAGUGUGCUUGCUUGCUAGUUAUUGAGAAUUCUCAAGAAGGGAGACGCUUAUUGAUGUCGGCGACGAGAAGGGAGAUGCAGGAAGUUCUAGUUCAGGCGGAGAGGGAAGCUGUGGCCUGUGAGAGCUCUCAGUUCCAGUCUUGACAAGAAGGGUAAGGCUCCUUUGCAUGGUGAUUCAGCUCCUUAUACAGAGAAUGAGCACGGAUCAGAAGGUAUUCUUCCCAAAGCUUGGGGGGAGACAGAUCAUCCCCAGGAGAAAGGAGGGAGCGUCACGCCGGACAUGGGUGUCGGUUGCUUCGGGACACCUGGCAAGGCCGGUGACGAGUCUAGUUACGGAUGAGGAUGUGGAAAAAACUUCGAGCAUACUUCACUAGCUAGGGCUGUGAAGUUCUCGAAGGAAAAAUUGAAGGAAGCUAGAGAGGAAUCGUGUUGUGCCCCCAUUGGAAGAACUUUGGGAAGACGAGUGGGUCUAGAUUUUCUGGCAACUCUCUUCAAGAGCAUUGGAAACUUGUAUAGAAUUUUGAGGUUUUUCCUAUGGGUGGAGAUCACUUCGUCUUCAAAUUUCUUUCUGAAGAAGAUAAUCAUGAGGACACAACCAAGAGACCUUGGAUGGUGGGAGGUCAGGUUCUUGCUUUGGAACCUUGUGAAACCCAAUUUCAGGGCUUCAAAAAAACUUAUAAGCAGGGAAACUAUUUGGAUGAGAAUGGAUUAGUAAUGGAAGAAGGAGAGUGCCUUUCAAUGGCUGGUUUUCAACACAGAAUCUGAACCUUGGUUUUCAACUCAGCCAAUUUGCAGAAGGCUUAAUUUUGUGCUAUAAUAUUGAUUGGUAGCCCAUUUAUCCAACGGUUAAUCACCUUGUGUUAGAACUUAGAAGAUGGGUCUUGGAACUGUGAUGCUAUACAACGGUGCUUCCCUCAACCAGUAGCAGAUCAUAUUUUGAAUAUUUCAACUUGCAAUCAAAGGCGGGAGGAUAUCUUGUGCUGGGGUGAAAGCUAUAGAACCGAAGUAUCCAUGGAAGAAGUUUAUUCCCCUAUUUUUCAUACUGAUCAAGUGCAUACUCAUAAGAUUCAACAGGUCUAGAGGCUGAAAGAGCGGAGUAGAGUGCAAUUGUUUUUCGUGGAAGUUAAUGAAAAGUAAGCUACAUACGGCUAAUUAUCUCUCACAUAUUAUUCAAACCAUCUCAUCUAUCUGUGGUAGAUGUGAGAGGGAUCCAGAAAUGAUCGAUCACAUCUUCUUCCAAUGCACUAAAGUUACACCUAUUUGGAUAGCCAUUCGGCCGUUUGGAAGACCUCUGCUUAUCUCUACUAACCGAGUUCUUCACUUCAUUCUAUCCAAAGCGGAUUCUGAAGAGAAUUCAUUGUGGCAGUCUUGUUUAGCCUCUCUCUCGUGGAUUAUGUGGAAAAGUAGGAAUGAGUUCUUGUUUCAAGACCAAGAUAGAGCGCCUAUGGAGAUUCUUGGUGCUGCAGACGGAAUAGUUAGUGAAUGGUACGACUCCAUGAAUGAUAGAAAGCUCAAGGAAAUCAAAACUCAGUACAGAUGGUUCUUCUGCUUUUAUAACUCUAAUAAUGCAGAUGCGGGUGUUGUUCUCAGAAACCAUGAUGCCAACGUGUUACAUGCUGGCUCCAGGAUCUUACCAGCCCAUUCUCCUCUCCUGGCCGAGGCGUGGGCACGUGUUAACAGCCAAAAUCAUGAGUAAAUUGGGAGC
This is a messenger RNA of Phoenix dactylifera (date palm), 2178 nucleotides long. The record is from RefSeq and is a predicted model, not a curated record. Lineage: Eukaryota; Viridiplantae; Streptophyta; Magnoliopsida; Arecales; Arecaceae.